AUGGCUUCAUCAUCUCGAAUUCGAUCUGGUUCCAGUCGUUCCUCCAGAAAUAGAACGCCCGUAGCAAGGAGACGUCUUUCUCCCAGUCACACCAUUCUUGUCCCCCUGUUCAAUGGAGAUGUUAUGCCCCAACAGGAACUCGAUAAGGUAGAAGGGUCAACGACAGGUCUCUACUUUGGAAUGGAUCGUGCUAUAACAGAAACCAAAAAGUUCCCAUCCACUCUUUCGAGCCGCCACAAGCACCAACGAUACAUCGAUGUACGGGAGGGGUUUGCGGCAGAAUCAAUGGUAGAUGACAUCUACAAGCUGAAAGUCAUUGUUGAUCAAAGGCGAUACUACGUAUGCGGCACAUACGAUCAAAGCUCUCCCAACAAUAACGAAUCUUUGAUAACAUACGGCGUGAAGGAGAGAUUCAAGGGCGAAAUCGCCAUAUUCUUCUACUCUGUCUAUGAGCCAGAGAGGUUCUUAGAGUACGUGCCUAAGUACGGGAAUGCGAACGAGAGGGAUGAAGCAAUCAAACGAGUCCUCACUGCGUUCUCGAAAAACGUUGGAAGUCACAUUGAAAAGGGAACUCGUCUGAAGCACAUCGUUAGGGGUUAG
Lentinula edodes (shiitake mushroom) is the source of this 600-nucleotide messenger RNA. RefSeq lists its product as uncharacterized. The record is from RefSeq and is a predicted model, not a curated record. Bases 1 to 600 code for a protein of 199 amino acids. The transcript has 3 exons. NCBI's taxonomy places the organism in Eukaryota, Fungi, Basidiomycota, Agaricomycetes, Agaricales, Omphalotaceae.